AUUCAACUCUCUGAAAGUCACACCUAUGUUUGUUAUUGUUAAAAUGUUAUAUAAAAAAGGAGUAUAAAUAUAAUUGAAAAGCAUAUGAUAUAAUUGAUCGUAAACAUUCCAACAUAUUGGACCACCACAAACCCUCCAUUUCUCUCCACUCUCAUUCUUUACUCAUCAUUUCCUUUGUCUCCCCCAAAAUACAUUUUACUCAUUCUACAAUACAUAAUUCUAAUUUCUUAAUUAUUUUCUCUCACUAAAAAAAACACUAGUACGUUUCUCUCUCUUAAACAUGAAGCAAGAUCAAAAACUCUCCCUUAGUAGAAGUACUAGUUGCAACUCUUGGAGUUCUAAGAUAAUCCCUUCGAAUUUUAGCCGGUCGACGUCUACUACAUUCUCUCCUGAAAGUCCGAGAGAGAUUUCUAAUAAGCCUCUUGUACGUAGGGAUACUAAUACUACAACUAGUCACAAUUCACUCGCUGUGUCGCGAGUGAAACAAACGCGCCUCACGUUAUCCGCGUUGUUCCGGUCUCUUGUACAAGUGUUCUCCUUCUCUACGUCGUCGUUCUCCUCCGCCGUCCCCACGUGUAGGUGGUUGACUAUUCCGAAUCGUGUUCUUUAUUCCUCCUCCCCUAUUCCCCUAGGGAGGAAGGUGACUGGCACGCUUUUUGGACACAGAAAAGGUCAUGUAACGUUUGCUGUACAAGAUGAUCCUAAGGCUGACCCUGCCUUGUUAAUUGAGUUAGCAAUCUCCACAUCUGCUCUCGUACGCGAGAUGUCCUCGGGCCUUGUGAGGAUCGCCCUCGAGUGCGAGCACACGACGGGGCGUGGGAAACACGGGCCUAAGCUGUUCCUUGAGCCCGGAUGGACUAUGUAUUGCAAUGCCCGAAAAUGCGGGUACGCUACCUCACGCGCGUGUAAUGAUUUUGAUUGGCACGUGCUUAGUACGGUCCAAAGCGUAUCGGUCGGGGCGGGUGUUAUCCCCCUAGUGGAAAACCGAGCCGGGACCGGUUCUGGUUCCGAAGGCGAGUUGCUAUACAUGAGAGCCAAGUUUGAACGAGUCGUGGGAAACCGUGACUCGGAGGCAUUUUACAUGCUUAACCCAGAUGGUAAUGGAGGACCUGAACUCAGUAUAUUUCUUCUUAGGUUAUAAUCGUCAUUCAUCAGUUAAUUAACAUUCAUGAUUAAUACAAGAAAAAGUAAAGAAAAGGGAUGUUAGGGUAAUGAUUAGGGAUAAUUAAUAUGCCAAAUGGAGAAGAGUGAUUGGGUAAAGUAGAGAUCGAUCAACCAUUUGACAUUUUCUAUUAUGUGAUUUAUUAUAAAGGGUGUUGGUGUGACCAUGUGCUUGUAAUUUGUUUAUACUUCUAAUACCUUCUUUUUCUUAAUUUUAUAUUUUUGGGAUCGUAUAAAUAUAUAGUUUUUGUUUUUUGAUUGGGUUUAAUGACAGAACUUUAAUUAGUGGAUUUUACCUCAUUACAAAAAGGUACUCAAGAUUGAGAAAGAUUUGUGUUUUUUUUUUUUUAACGAGUUAAAAGACAAUAUAAAUUUUAAAUAAAGAGAUGAAAGACUUGAACUUUGGAGUUACUGUAUAAUAUACGUACCUUAAAUAUUAGUUCAAAAUCUCGUUGGUAGACUUUUAGUUUGUAC
Molecule: messenger RNA, 1635 nt
Organism: Spinacia oleracea (spinach)
Lineage: Eukaryota; Viridiplantae; Streptophyta; Magnoliopsida; Caryophyllales; Amaranthaceae
Product: protein MIZU-KUSSEI 1
Exons: 1
Coding region: 281-1141 (286 amino acids)
Biological process (GO): hydrotropism
Source: RefSeq, a predicted model, not a curated record